AUGGCGUUGCGACUACUCGUCAACACCGGUCUUUUGGCAAUCCCGAUCGGAGGCUCGGUCGGCACAUUGCUAGGUAUUGAUGCACACCGAUCAGCGACCGGUCAACCACCACUCUUCACCAGCGACGGCAAUUCCAAUACCGGUUCAGGCUCUGGCGGCGAUAGCACUGGCGGCGGUUCAGGCGGCAGUGGCUCUACGACGAAUAACGGCGUCACAAACACUCAGUAUUGCCAGAGUUCCUAUGGUAUCUCACCACCAUCGGACGGCCAGCUCUAUACUCUCAAUCCCAACCAGUGGGGAGUCACAGAUACAACUUCGGGAGCGCUAUGCAUGAAUGUCACGACUUACAACAAUGAAACCUACGCGACCAAACAAACUGCACCAGGCUUCUCUGUGACUUGGCAAUUCGAUCCCGGCCCUUCGACCCAGCCUGUGCAUGCCUUCCCUAAUAUUAUGGUGGACAAUGUCCUCCCCAUUGAGCUGGACAAGAUGACCAAGGUGGACCUCGACCUCCACUGGACCUAUGGCAUAGGCAACACCGUCGCCUCAUCCACCGUUGAAUCCACCCUCACCGCAGACAACCUCCAAACCAACGUUGCUAUCGAUAUGUUCUUUGACUCCGACAAAACCAAUGCAGGAAACAGCACGCUCGCCAAAUACGAAGUCAUGGUCUGGUUUGCUGAUUUCGGUUCUGCCGCUCAACCCAUUGGUCUCUCCGCCGGCGCUGUGACGACAAAGACGUUAAAUGGGACAACCUUUUCACUCUACACUGGAACAAACUCGGCUAAGCAGAACGUUCUGUCAUGGGUUGCUACCGAAACAACCGAGGAAUUCACCGGCGAUAUUUACCCCCUCAUCACCGAUCUCUACACAUUGACGGGCGACAUCUACCCGUCUAACUCGGACUAUAUGGGUAUCUUCCAAUUCGGUACUGAGGCGUUCUCUUCAGACAAGAACGUUACGUUCUCGGUGCCCAAACUCUCGAUUGACAUUCAGAAAUAA
Penicillium subrubescens is the source of this 1002-nucleotide messenger RNA. RefSeq names its product glycoside hydrolase family 12 protein. Gene Ontology annotation, biological process: polysaccharide catabolic process. NCBI's taxonomy places the organism in Eukaryota, Fungi, Ascomycota, Eurotiomycetes, Eurotiales, Aspergillaceae. Bases 1 to 1002 code for a protein of 333 amino acids. Gene Ontology annotation, molecular function: cellulase activity. The transcript has 4 exons. The record is from RefSeq and is a predicted model, not a curated record.